Cladocopium goreaui is the source of this 2843-nucleotide messenger RNA. The record is from the annotation of a GenBank genome assembly. NCBI's taxonomy places the organism in Eukaryota, Dinophyceae, Suessiales, Symbiodiniaceae.
GAAAACGCAAACGAGGGUGAACCUGUGGAUUUCUUGCGUCAGCACGUUGAAAUGUAUUUGCAAACAUGGCAUGCUUCCAUGCGCGUCUGGCGUUUGCAGAUGAAUUCCGGGGCAACAGCCCCUUCCGUGCAGCUCAGUCUUAGAGGGCUCAAUUCAGAACGCAUCGAACAAACACAGAUAGAGGAAAGCGCCCAAAACAAAGGCAUCAGUCCCGCCCAAUACCUGAAAGAUGUGAGCAACAGAGCAGAGCUUUACCAAAAGAGCAACGCGGUUGCUGGGCGAGAGGAGUUUGUGAAGACAUUGAAUGAGGCAGCUAUGGGAAAGUCUGGGUUGCACCUUGUCAUUGGGGGCAAGUCCCUCGGAAAGACCAAAAUUGUGCAGACCGUUGUUGACAAUGCUGGCGAUGAAGCUCCUUUGCUCUACGUCAAUAUGCGUCUCCCUAGCAAAGCCCAGUCAACGGAUGCAUUGGAAUGUUUGCAAGAAGAAGCUAAGCGAAGAUGGACCGCAAAGAGUUUGCCAUUCGGGGCAGAGCGGCUGGUUGCCGCCGGUUCUGCGGUUCUUGGAGCACUUGGCAAAGCGAACUUAAAGAAGAGUGACGAUGAGGAGAUAGGAGAGGGUGCAGUGGAAACUCUCCUCUCUUUGUUUCUCAACAUCACCAAGCCCGAGGAGUUCAUCAAGGCUUUUGUUGCGGCAACAAUGGCUGCAGAGAAGGUUCCAGUCAUGAUUGUUGAUGAAGCCAACAUCGCCUUUCCCAACGGUAAUGGUGGGAAUGGGAAUGGCAGAAGAGAAUCAGCUUACAGAGCGCUCGCAACCUUUGUGGCACUGACAAGGGAGCAGCGGAAGGCGUCUGUUAUUCUGGUUGCCUCCGACUAUGCUUUCCCGUUGGGACUACAAGCUCUUGGCUUCAACAAGUAUGAUGCUCUCAAUACGAUUGUAGCUCCGGAGGUUGAAGAGAAGCCUAUGCUCUUUUUGCUGCAAGAGUGGGGUUUGUCUCAAGACUUGGCACAGGAGUUCUAUGAGACCUUCGGUGGAAACGUUUUUUUGUGCCACCAGGCAGUCGACAAGCUCCGUGAGCAGUUCGAGUUGGGUCAGGAGAGGCUCUUCGACCCCUUCAACGUCCGAGACAAUGCCGGCUUAGAUGACCUCAUUGGUGACCCGCUCACUCGGAAGCACAUGGAGAACUUGGCUCAGAAAGGAUGGUCGCAAGUAGAGGGUGGCGCUGCAGAAGCGGAGACGGAGAGCCAGAAGGGUGCUCGCAUCAUCGCCAAGAAGAACUUCGGCGCCAUCAUCGCGAGACAGACCACUACUUUCUUUGACGAAGCCUUGAAGGAAGAUAUGUUCAGAGACCCAGAUGCUGUGCGGGUUUUAAUUCCACCAACUACAUACGCCCGCAAGUGCAUCCAGCGGAUGGUGGACACGGUGAAACCAAGCAACUAUACUUCAAAGAAAGACUUUUCCUUUGGAGCAACCACUCGCAUCACCAGACCACAAGCUGGAGCAGUGUGGGUGAGGCAACUAAAGGAGGACGGCAAAGGUGGCUUCGAGUUCGUUGGCAAUGGAUUUCAAGUCAAGGAUAAGGCAAUCAAGAAGGAGAAACCCAACAAGGUGUCGUGCGAUGCAGAUGAGCUGGACAUCUACAGCCUGCAGGUAUUAGGUCAGCCUUUGUCGAUUUACAGCGACGACGAAGGAGCGUUGAACAGCAAGAAACUGCAAACAUUCUUGAAGGAGGACUACACUGUUGACAUGAGCGUGAAUGCGUCAGAAGUACUGACGCCUGACGACAAGGACAAAAAGUUCAUGUGGAAAGUCCCUUUGCUUUGUUACCAGUGGCUCUUGUUCAAAUUUGCUAUGUUGUCGCCGGCUUGGGAACUUAGCAGCUUAGGCGUGAGCGCUGGCUCUUGCACGUGUAGGAGAUGCGGCGUGGAGAAACCUACUUCCGUUGCCUUGACGGCCGAUGCCGGUCAGUUCUUUGAAGCAGUAGCCCCUAGCCAGGCUAUCUCUGCUGCAGCGCGUGUCUUGAGUAAAGUUGCUGCCAGUAUUGUCCUAGGUCGGUUUGCACGGUUGGACAAAUGCAUGUUGUCUUUGGAAGCCUGGCUUGACGUCGUGGUGCGAGUAGAGGAUGGAAAAAAGUCUAAGAAAGACAAAGCAAAAAAGAAGAAGAAGCGCUCCACCAGCACUUCCUCUUCCAAGUCUGAUUCUACGGAUAGCCGGGCCAAGAGCAAACGGCGCAGCAAAGGCAAGAGGAAAGCGCCCGAGGGUGCGCACAUACUGGGCCAAAAAGACAUUGAAGAACUUCAACAAUUUCGCCGUCAGGCGGAAAUCCAGAAGAUCCGAAACGAAGUUUUGGCUAGCAUACCAAGUGGGCCCGGCGCUUCCAGCAAAAGUGCGCCAACGGCAAAGCCAGACGAAAUGCCUGGUGACACGACUGCAGAAGCUCUUUCCCCUAAGACCAAGAAAGUUGUGCUUGCUCAAUCCCGCAUUCUCGGUCAAGAUUCGGUGUCCAAACGUUUACUCACUGAUGAGGUGGUAUCAUGGGUGGAUGUGAAGGCGCAACUGCUCUCUGCACCACGCUGGCUUCCGGCACCUUUCGCGCGAGCAGUGCGAUAUGUGCAAGCUCUCAAAGUUUUAGCGUGGGACGAGUAUGUCUUGUCACACUGGCUUCAAAUUACCACGGGAAUCCCGGUGGCAACCGUUAGUGCUGGCACCCUGCUGCUUGGAUACAAAUGGAUUUCAGAAGGAAACGCUGCUGCCAAAGGAGUGAGGAAAUGGAUCCAAGAUGUUGCACAGACACCAAUCCGACGGGCCAAAAGGCUUCAGAUUUUUUCACCUGAUGGCAGAGUCAG